UAUAUUUUCAUUUAUUUGGAGAACUAUUUGAUAUGACUAACAUUUUAAGUAUCUAUAAAUUAGAAACGGUUGAGGAUCUUGAAAAUAUAUGUUAAUUGCUUUUGAAAAUUUGAAGGUGUGCCCUGGCUUAACUAACAAAAGAGAUUUUCAAAAAGUUAAAUCUAUAUUUAGUACAGAUCAAUAUUUUGAAACUCAUGAACGUUUUCGGCAUGCACAAUGCACUAAAAUUGCAUCUAAUAAAAUACGGUAAAUUGUAGGAUGUGGUUAUUAGUUUUAUGAUUUUAAUAAAUUUGUUUGUUUCUGUUAGUGAUAUUUGUAAUUCGUGUAAGAAACUGUAUUAUUCCAUGAGGCAAAAACUAUUAAGGUUGAAACAUAAUAAACCAGUUGAUAGUUAUUAAUCUCCACGAAAGCAAAAGCGCAUUAAGAUUAUACAAUUAACACAAAAAAAUAUUAAAAAAAAAAAUAAUAGAACCUUAAAAGAAAUAAAAAGGUUGAAAAAUGCUUUAAGUGAUGUGCAUCUUCAGAUGCAAAAUGUUUCAGAUACUUCUUUAAAAGAAUUAUUAGCUAAUUCUGGUGUAAAUGAUAUCCAGGGUGAACUUAUUUAAGACAUUUUUGCCGCAGCUAAAACAAAAAACUCCAAAGGACGGAGGUAUAGUGAAAAUUGGAUGAUGUUGUGUCAGUUGUUCCAAAUAAGAUCACCAAGUGGAUACAAAUUUUUAAGAGAACAGAACAUAAUACCACUUCCAUGUGUGAACACAAUAAGAAAACACUUAUUGGCAAUAAAAAUUGGUUGUGGCUUUGACAUUAAUUUUUUCAAAUUAUUUAAAAAGAAAUUUUCUGUGAAAACAGAAUAUCAAAAAAAGGGUAUACUUGUCUUAGAUGAAAUUUUUUUAAGAUCAAGUAUAGCUGUAAAUAGUAGAACCCUUACAUAUUCUGGUCUUGAAGAUUUUAGUGAUGAAGUACAAGAAGAUUGUAAAAAAGCUGAUAAAGCCGAUCAUAGACUUGUGUUAAUGUGGCAAAGCCUUGCAGAAAAUUGUACCCAACCAAUUGCAGUGUUUACUUCGAAAGGGCCAGUUAAAGGCAUUGAUUUGGCAAAGCUAGUCAUCAAAGCAAUUAUGUUACUCGAGGAUGCUGGUGGUCAAGUCGUUGGGCUUACAAGCGAUGGGGCCAGUACCAAAAGAUCUAUGUGGAAAGAACUGGGGAUAUGUCCAAGUAUUGAAGGAUUUAAAAAUCAUUUUGAAAAUCCAUUUGAUAAUACACGGAAAGUUUUUGUAUUUGCCGAUGUACCGCAUUUAAUGAAAACUAUACGCAACCGUUUGAACACUAACAAACAGUUAAGAAUACAUCCAUCAAAACCAUAAAUAAAAUGGAGUGAUUUCCAUGAUUUAUUUUCAAAUGAAGCUCAAUAAUUUUUCAAAGAUGAAGGUUAAGUAUGCAACUCAGGUAAAAUUAUUUAUAUUCUUAACAAUGGUCAAUACUAUAAAACCUUAUACACAAUAGUUAUAAAUUAUAAUUUAUAAUGUAUUAGAAAAUGUCGAUAUUAAUUAAAAACUUUAUUUAUAGUUAUUUAGUUCUUCUGUAGCAGUAGGCAUGAAGUUUUAUAGAGAAAAAGGAUUAAAAGCUUUACAAGAUUCUCAUGAAAGUGAAUUAUUUGCUAUUACCUUAAACAAUAUGUUUGAUGUCCUAAACCGCCGAUUUUCUGCUGAAGGCAUUAGAAAAAAUAGCAAAGAUUUACAGGUUUUUUUAUGUGUUGCAUGCACAACCUGUGGAUUUAUGUUGAAUGCAAAAUAUUAUGUGUACUUAUAGUUAAAUAAUAAAUUUAUUUUUACUACUACUACUAUAUUUUUAUUUUAAUAAAAAAUGUAAUAACAUAUUACAACUAAAUCAUUAAUUUGUGUUUC
Messenger RNA from Acyrthosiphon pisum (pea aphid), 1901 nucleotides. RefSeq lists its product as uncharacterized. The record is from RefSeq and is a predicted model, not a curated record. NCBI's taxonomy places the organism in Eukaryota, Metazoa, Arthropoda, Insecta, Hemiptera, Aphididae. The transcript is spliced from 4 exons. The coding region runs from base 666 to 1361 and encodes 231 amino acids.